Messenger RNA from Prorocentrum cordatum, 468 nucleotides. The record is from the annotation of a GenBank genome assembly. Lineage: Eukaryota; Dinophyceae; Prorocentrales; Prorocentraceae.
AUGCCAGCUACCUCUUUCUUCGCCCGGAAUCAACGCUUCGCGACGGACACAGACACGCCGCUUACCACCUUUGUCACACCAACUCUGCAGGAGGGAGCAGAGUUGAAGGUGUGGGAUAUUGCCUCCGGCCAAGGUGGUCUUCUUCCCAGCCAGUUCGGGCUGAAGUUGUCACCGUCCACGACAACUGAAGACGUGUACGCGGCCUUGGAGGCCUUUGCGGCCGCUGAGUGCAAGAAGACUGCAGAUCGUUGGAUGGCGCAGUGUCAGAAGAAGUACGUGACUGCAAAGAAUGAAACGCAGUUGACUCCGACGCUUAAAGCUUUGUCAUUUCAAGGUGAUGACAUUCCACGCUCUCCCGUGGACGCGGUCGGACAGUUCUUCAAGCAAGGGGCGGAUUUUCAGGCCAAACGGAUUAUCAACGCUUGGGCGACCCAGAUGAACAGAGAUGCUUGCUGCGCCUUGAUGUAG